CGCGCGCUUCAAUAUAUGCCUUGCCUGCUCGCUUCCCUACCGUUUUAUUUCGCAACCACUCUAGUACAGCUAGCAGCUCAGAGGAGUUCGUCCUAUCACAAUGUCCGAGAAGCAAGUAACGGCCACACUCCAAUUCACGCCUAAAGAUUACUCCUCGUUCUUCCUCGCAGGAGCAUUAUGCUGCACUGUCACACAUGGAGCGAUGACCCCUAUUGACGUCGUGAAGACGCGUAUACAGAUAGACCCUGAAUUCAAGGGUCAAUCUAUGCUUGCUGGUACACGCCAGGUCAUCUCAAAGGAAGGACCGAAGGCGCUCCUAACCGGUUUUGGACCAACCGCCGUGGGCUACCUCGUUCAAGGAGGCGCCAAGUUUGCAGGAUACGAGUACUGGAAGAAGAAAGGCGUCGAGUUCGCUGGGGGACCAGAGAAUUCUGUGCAGUAUCGGACAGCCAUAUAUCUCGGAGCUGCCAGUGUCGCCGAGUUCUUCGCGGAUAUUCUCCUGACACCUCUAGAGGCCACACGCAUCAGACUCGUAUCCGAGCGCAACUACGCCACUGGCCUGGUGUCAGGCUUCACUCGCCUCGCACGAGAAGGCGGCGUACGUGAGCUCUAUGCUGGAUUCCUCCCUAUCCUCUGCAAACAGAUACCGUACGCUAUUGGACAGUUCACUGUCAACGAGUUUUGUCAUGAAGCAGCUUACCGGACAAUGUCGGAAGACACCCGCAACAACAUGACGGCAAGCAGCCGGUUCGGUCUCAACUUGGGCAGUGGUAUCAUUGCGGGCUUCGCCGCCGCCAUCCUAAGUCAUCCUGCGGACACGCUCCUGAGUCAGAUAAACAAGGGUCAUGGCCCUACAGGAUCGAUGCCCCAUCGCCUCGCUGUGCUGGCACGCGAGGCUGGCUUCCGUGGACUGUUUGCUGGGCUCGGACCGAGGAUGGUCAUGACUGCUGGUCUGGUCUCUGGGCAGUUUUUGCUUUAUGGAGCCAUCAAAGAAGCUAUGGGCGCUCCCCCGGGCUUGGAGAUUCACAAGGAAGACUCAAGCAAGUCUUAGAAAUCAAUCCUAGAC
Coniophora puteana RWD-64-598 SS2 is the source of this 1066-nucleotide messenger RNA. RefSeq names its product mitochondrial carrier. Gene Ontology annotation, cellular component: mitochondrial inner membrane. Gene Ontology annotation, molecular function: phosphate transmembrane transporter activity. Lineage: Eukaryota; Fungi; Basidiomycota; Agaricomycetes; Boletales; Coniophoraceae. The transcript has 8 exons. The coding region runs from base 101 to 1051 and encodes 316 amino acids. The record is from RefSeq and is a predicted model, not a curated record. Gene Ontology annotation, biological process: mitochondrial phosphate ion transmembrane transport.